This is a messenger RNA of Prorocentrum cordatum, 855 nucleotides long. The record is from the annotation of a GenBank genome assembly. Lineage: Eukaryota; Dinophyceae; Prorocentrales; Prorocentraceae.
AUGCCUACGCCGAUGGCGUUGUCCCAAAAAGGUGAGGAGCGCGGUGCUGCGGGCGCUGGAGCAGCAGGCGGAGGUCGCCCCAGAGCUACAUUCGCUGCGCUGGGAGCUCGCCGCGCACACAGGCUGGCCAAGGCCCGCUACGGGAUGGCCUGGCACGUGGACAGCGCCCGCCACGUCGUGCGGCAGGUCGGCUGGGCGCUCUUCGGGCUCGCCAGGCUGCGCGGCUUCUGCGAGGCGAAGCUCGCCGUGCCCGGCGGGCAGUCCGGCCUCCUCAGGGCGGACCCCGCCCUGCCCGACGCGCGGCCGGCGCUGGACUGGGCGAUGGAGCUCCGGGGCGCGAUGGUCCUGGGCCUAGUACCGCUGGCACCUCGACCGCGGGCUGCUGCCUUCCUCCUGGCGCGCGUGCUCCGCCAGGGAGACGUCGUCUGCGAUUUCGGCGCGUUCGGUGGCCACUAUUCGCGAUGGCUUAACGACACUGGGCUGGUCACCGCGCUCGCUUUCGACGGCCUGCAUCGCGUGACGGAGCUCACGCGCGGCCGCGUGCGGCACGCGCGGCUCGACGCCCCCGGGCUCCGCGCCGGCCGCUGCGACGUGGCCCUGUGCCUCGAGGUCCUGGAGCACGUCCCGCGCCCGCGCGAGGCGGCGGCGCUGCAGAACCUGGCCCGCCACGCGCGGCGGGCCCUCGUGCUCAGCUGGGCGCCGCCGUGGGUGCCGGGCGAGGGGCACGUGAACCAGCGCACGCCCGAGGAGGCGCGCCGGGCGGUGGCGGCGGCCACGGGCCUGCGCCUCGACCCCGGGCUCACGGCCGAGGCGGCCGGCCGCGCCGAGGUGGACUGGCUGGCCGAGUCCGUGGCG